AUGAAGAAAGCUGAAGUGGUGUUUACCCCUUUACCUGCUCUUGGCCAUAUUGUUGCCGCAGUGGAGACUGCUAAGCUCAUUGUUGAACGUGACAAUAGAGUUUUCAUGUCUGUCCUUGUCAUCAAGCCAACUCUUGACACAAGUACCAGCAAACACACUCAGUCACUCGCUUCAGCAACUCUUCCCAAUGGUAUACGAAUCAUUGAGUUACCCCCUCUUGAGCCUAAAUCAUUGGAUAAUGAUUGGCUUUCUUACUUGAUUGAAGGCCAAAAGCCCAAUAUCAAAGAAUAUGUUUACAAGAUCAAAAUUCAGUCCCAGUUGAGUCCCGACUCUCCUCGACUUGCUGGAUUUAUUUUUGAUGUGUUUUGCACAGGAUUGAAAGAUGUGGCCGAUGAAUUUGCUGUUCCCUGGUACCUUUUCUCUGCCUCAAGUGCUGCUUUUUUGGGUUGCAUGAUACAUUUACAUGCCCUUCAUUAUGAGCAAAAGGUGAAUCUCACUGAGUUCAAGAACUCAAAUGUUGAGUUGGAAAUUCCAAGCUUGGCAAAUCGGUUUCCUGCUAGGCUUCUGCCUUCCAUGGUGCUUGAUAGAGAGUGGCUCCCUCAUUUUCUUGCCCCUGUAAGAACGUGGAGUGAAGCUAGGGCUGUUGUAGUCAAUACAUUUGUAGAGUUGGAAUCUCAUGCAGCAAUAAACUCUCUCUCUAAAGAUAGAAAGAUUCCUUCUGUAUAUCCAGUGGGACCCAUUUUGAAAAGUAAAGGAAAUGGAAAUGAUAUGGAAUCUGUUGAAUGCAAAAAUUACAUGGACAUCAUGCAAUGGCUUGAUGAUCAGCCUCCAUCAUCAGUUGUGUUCUUAUGCUUCGGUAGUUGGGGAAGUUUUAGUGUGGAUCAAGUUAAAGAGAUUGCAUAUGCACUAGAGCGUUGCGGACAUCGAUUCUUAUGGUCCUUGCGCAAACCUUCAUCAAAGGUUCCGAAUGAAGCCCCAAGCGAUCACGUAAAUUUCGAAGAAAUUUUACCAGAAAGAUUUUUGGAUACAACGGUUGAAAUUGGAAAAGUAAUUGGAUGGGCUCCGCAAAUAGAUGUCUUAUCCCAUCAAGCUAUAGGAGGGUUUGUAUCACACUGUGGAUGGAAUUCUAUUCUAGAAAGUGUAAGGUUUGGAAUUCCAAUUGCUGCAUGGCCGAUUUACUCAGAGCAACAAUUUAAUGCUUUUGAAAUGGUGGCUGAGCAAGGAUUAGCAGUGGAAAUGAAAAUCGAUUACAAAAGGGAUUUUAUUGAGGAUAAUGAAAUAAUUGUUGAAGCUGAUGAUAUAAUAAAAGGAAUCAGGCGUUUGAUGAAACAUGAUAGCGAUAUAAGAACGAAAGUGAAAGAAAUGAGUGAAAUAAGUAAAAAAGCUUUGAUGGAUGGUGGAUCUUCAUACUGUUCAUUGAAUGGUCUGAUUGCAGAAAUGAUAGAUAAUGUAUCUUGA
Messenger RNA from Dovyalis caffra, 1458 nucleotides. The record is from the annotation of a GenBank genome assembly. NCBI's taxonomy places the organism in Eukaryota, Viridiplantae, Streptophyta, Magnoliopsida, Malpighiales, Salicaceae.